AUUAAUAAUUUCAUAGUCACAUGCUGGGGAGAAGCAAAAGGGGAACAAUAACCUUGCUAGCUGACGGAUAUGAAUUAAAAGGCCAAGAAAAGAAGAAGUGGUUGUCGCAUUAAUGUGACAAUAUAAAACAUCCAUCAUCAUUGUUACUCUCCAGGGGAUGCAACAUGGUGAGAUUUGAUCGUAGAGAAGUUUCAGUGCAGAUGGACUAUUUGAACGUGCCUCAAGCUUCAAGCAAAGGAGGAACAGAGGCAGUGACAGCAAGAAAUGUGUACAAACUAGUCGCCGUGAGCCUCGGACUCUUGUGUGUCCUGCAAGCUGCUCUCAACAUUUCACUUCGUCUUACCACUCUGCAUUCUGACAGUAAAAAAGAAGAAAUUGCAACAGAUGCUACUUGCACAAACUCCACUCAAGAGACUGAAGAAUUGAAAAGAAAAAUCUCUACUAUUGAUAGCUAUGGUCGGAAAGGAUGGGUAUAUUUCCUCUCCAGUUUGUAUUACAUCUCUUCCACAACCAGAACUUGGUUCGGCAGUCGAGCUGACUGCCUGAGGAGAGGUGCGGACCUGGUGGUGAUUAACAGCAGAGAAGAGCAGAACUUUGUAGUGAAAUUCAACAAGCUGCUGUGGAUUGGGCUGAAAGAGCAAGAGGGCACAUGGAAAUGGGUUGACGGGUCUCAGCUGAAAACAAGCUACUGGGCUUCAAAUGAACCUAAUAAUUAUGAAGGUGCAAAGGAAGAUUGUGUACAAAUACGGUUUCAUGAAAUCAAUAACAGCUGGAAUGAUGUCAUAUGUGAAGAAGAACAUUUUUGGAUCUGUGAAAAAACUGUGUGAUGCAACUUUUAGGAGAUGAUACAACUUUAUGAACUCUGAACCAAGUUCAUUUUACAUACUGUAUUUGUAAUCGUUUGCUGAGGAGCAAGAGCUCAUUUACAAGUAGAUGUCAAAAAUCGUCUGUUCUUCUGCUUGUGCUUCCUUUUAUAAACAGUGCAUGUCUGUGGAGAAACCACUGGGCUGAAAAAAAAAGAAUAUAUCGUCUUUGUGCCAUAUGACAUCCGUGCGUUCAUUUUCUGUGGUGCUUAUCCUCAUUAAGGCACAGGUGAGCUGAAGCCUAUCUCAGAUAAUUUUGGGCGAAAGGCAGGGCUGGACUGGUCGCCAGUCAAUCGCAGAGCAGACAAUCAACCAUUCAAACAUCCAACCGCACGAGAUGUCUCGAAUGAACCUAACAUGGAUGUUUUGGGAAUGUAUGAGGAAGUUGGACUACCGGAGAAAACCCACACAAGAGCAGAAAGAACAGGCCAACUCCACAGAAGAAUCCCAGAGCCAAGAUUCAAACCCUGAACCUCAGAACUGUGAGGCAGAUUUGCAAAACAAUAGUAAAAUGAGAAAAACUAAAAAUGUGCUUCACUCGAGUGGCGUCGCUACAACUAUUCUUAUUUUCUGUUUUUAUAACAACAUGAGUAAAAUUCAAGACAA
Messenger RNA from Hippocampus comes (tiger tail seahorse), 1469 nucleotides. RefSeq names its product C-type lectin domain family 4 member M-like. Lineage: Eukaryota; Metazoa; Chordata; Actinopteri; Syngnathiformes; Syngnathidae. Bases 165 to 827 code for a protein of 220 amino acids. The record is from RefSeq and is a predicted model, not a curated record. The transcript is spliced from 6 exons.